UAAUUUGAUAGGUAUAUGACUCACAGCCACAAGCCAGAUAAGAUAAGGUUAUGUUUUUUAUGAACUUGUGAAAAAGCUUCAGAAUUUGGCCAAAAUGACGAAGUUUAUGGAAUGGCUAGCCACAAUUGGUUUCUUUUUCUGUCUUUGGGCGGCCCUAAUUACAAAUAAAUUCGAUUCGACGUUGACCCGGCAGUAUUAUAGGGAAAUUUUGUAUUCUCCGAUCGUCUUUAUAAUGUUCUUUGGGUUGUACGCUGCCUUAAUAGUUUUAUACAGAACGGUCACGUUUAAUAAUUGCGAGAAAGAGGCUUUCGAAUUGCAAAAGGAAAUAAAACUUGCAAGAGAGGAACUGGAUCAGUUGGGCUUUAAAUUUAAGUAAUUUUGUAUUGUUACGUUGGUUGGAUUAUAAUAUAUUAAUAUUUGUUUGGUU
Messenger RNA from Photinus pyralis (common eastern firefly), 427 nucleotides. RefSeq names its product dolichol-phosphate mannosyltransferase subunit 3 (gene Dpm3). Bases 95 to 376 code for a protein of 93 amino acids. Lineage: Eukaryota; Metazoa; Arthropoda; Insecta; Coleoptera; Lampyridae. Gene Ontology annotation, cellular component: dolichol-phosphate-mannose synthase complex; endoplasmic reticulum membrane. The transcript is spliced from 3 exons. The record is from RefSeq and is a predicted model, not a curated record. Gene Ontology annotation, biological process: GPI anchor biosynthetic process.